Molecule: messenger RNA, 1309 nt
Organism: Abrus precatorius (Indian licorice)
Lineage: Eukaryota; Viridiplantae; Streptophyta; Magnoliopsida; Fabales; Fabaceae
Product: methyltransferase-like protein 22
Exons: 9
Coding region: 85-1107 (340 amino acids)
Biological process (GO): protein methylation
Cellular component (GO): nucleus
Molecular function (GO): protein methyltransferase activity
Source: RefSeq, a predicted model, not a curated record
GGGUUGGGCUUCUUCGACGAAAGAUUGGAACAUUGACAGGUAUCGUAAACCCUGAAACAGUUAAAAACAACAGAAAAUCGGCGAAUGGAAUCGGAAGAAGGAGAGAGCGGUGAUGAGGAAGUGAUGAGCGAAGUCCACCUGGGUUGCCCACCUGGCUUCACUGGGCCCCACAUCUCCCUCUUCACCAUUUCUGCAUCUGAUGUUGCUCGCAGCACACACUUUCCUGAUUCCGAAGAUGAAGCAUUAGAAACUCAGAAUUUGGAAUUUGAUGAAGACGGCGACCUUCUUCUCCCUCGACGCACAACAAAUGCACAAUUAUCAUGCGAUAGCUUUAGUGUCAGAAUCCAGCAUAACAUCACAUCGUCAAUUCCAAAUGUUGGUCUCCAGGUUUGGAGAGCUGAACUUGUACUAUCUGAUUUUAUAUUGCAUAAAUCAUUUUGUUCCUCUGAACUUCAUGGAGUUAUUGCAUUCGAACUUGGCGCUGGAACUGGCUUGGUGGGUUUAUUACUUGCACGAAUUGGAAAUACAGUGUUCUUAACAGACCACGGGAAUGAAAUACUUGACAACUGCACAAAGAAUGUUCAGCUUAAUUUUGGAUUAUUGAAUUAUCAAGCCACUAUUUACGUACGUGAACUUGAUUGGUUUGAUUGCUGGCCUCCUAAAGCUAAAAUAGGAGAGGCUCCUUGCAAGCAGAGGUAUUCCUGGACUUUCACAGAGAUUGAAGAUGCAGAAAAUGCUUCUUUGCUUGUAGCAGCUGAUGUUAUUUAUAGUGAUGAGCUGACUGAUGCAUUUUUCAGUACCUUAAAGAGAUUAAUGUCAAGGGGUUCAACAAAGGUGUUAUACAUGGCUCUGGAAAAGCGAUACAACUUCUCUCUUUCUGACCUUGAUGUUGUUGCAAAUGGAUAUUCACGUUUUCGAAGCUAUAUCAAGGAUGAGGAUGAAAUUGAAAGCCUUGAGCCUGUAAGCACACCUAAUUUUGUGGGGAAGCGGAUGGACAUCUCUCAAAUUCCACAGUAUGUUAGAGAGUAUGAAAGGGGACAUGACGUUGAGAUUUGGCAGAUCAAGUACCGUGGACCAAGACAUGAAGCCUUAGUCACUGGGGGGUAAAAAUUUGAAGUUGAUUUUUAUAACCAAUGUUAUUGAUUUUGCACACUUUUGUAUUCGAAAGGCACGUUGGAUUCUAACUCGAGUGGAUUCACGGGAGUAAAGUUCUUUGAGCAUCUAUUUUUUUCUAUUUACAAGAGUCGAAUUCGAAAUAUUGUUUUAUGGGAAAACAGCUUGCUAGAAGUAUAAUAAACUCUAAUUUGAC